Apis dorsata (giant honeybee) is the source of this 2609-nucleotide messenger RNA. It is a transcript of the gene GXIVsPLA2, whose product is annotated as group XIIA secretory phospholipase A2. The record is from RefSeq and is a predicted model, not a curated record. NCBI's taxonomy places the organism in Eukaryota, Metazoa, Arthropoda, Insecta, Hymenoptera, Apidae. Gene Ontology annotation, molecular function: calcium ion binding; A2-type glycerophospholipase activity. Bases 162 to 782 code for a protein of 206 amino acids. The transcript has 4 exons. Gene Ontology annotation, biological process: arachidonate secretion; phospholipid metabolic process; lipid catabolic process. Gene Ontology annotation, cellular component: extracellular region.
GUGUAUAAUGUGACAAAAGUUCUUAUAUUACGAAACUAUUUCGUUCUUUGUCACCACGUGUCUAUGGUCAAGUAUAUAUUUAUAUGAAUCAAUUUAUCUAAAAAUAUCUGAACGAGUAGUGAAACGUAUAUCAUUAAGGGCAUCGAAAAACAUAGAAGAAAAUGGAUUUUUCUCAAUAUCGAAAAAUUCUAAUUUAUAUUUUGACUUUUUUGGCUUAUGCGUGGUCAGGUUAUGGAGCUGGUUUAUUAUCGAACUUAAAAGAUGCUGUAUUAGCAGCAGAAACGAUAUUUCAAGAUUUAUUCCAAAAUGCGAUUACUGUUGCUAGAAAAAUCAGAGAUAUCCAUGAGGUAUUUGAUGCAGCAAUAGAAGAAAAUUGUAUCUUUCAAUGUCCAGGAGGUAUGACACCGAAACCAGAUUGGAAUCAUAAACCGCAAAGUAAUGGAUGUGGUUCUCUAGGAAUCGAAAUAAACCAAGAGUAUCUACCGCUUACAGAAAUGACGAAAUGUUGUGAUGCGCAUGACAUUUGUUACGAUUCUUGUAAUUCGGAUAAGGAAAAAUGUGAUUUGGAAUUUAAGAGAUGUCUAUAUAAAUAUUGCGAUGGGUAUCAAUCGUCUGCAAUAAUAAAUACAUGCAAAGCUGCAGCAAAAAUGCUUUUCACUGGUACAACUGCUUUGGGAUGUAAAAGUUAUAUAGAUGCACAAAAAGAAGCUUGUUAUUGUGGAGAGAAAUGGAAUAAGAAUAAGAAACCGAAAAAGGCUGCUCAAGCAGGUGGAGAAUUGUGAAAAAAUGGCAUAAUGUGCCAAUUAAAUGAAACGUAUUAUACGUUUCGUUUAUGAAUCUUUAGUAAAAUAAUUAUAUGAUUUUGUAUUUAUUUUUAUAUUAUAUAUGUGACAAAUAUUAAUUUAUCGAAAAUUGUACGAUACGAAUAUUUUACACAUUUAAUAAUAUAUAAGAUUAUAUUAUUUAAUUAUAUAUAAUAUUAAUAUUAUAUAAUAUUUAUAUAAUAUUUAUAUUAUAUUAUUUAAUUAAUAAAUAUAAGUUUAUAUCGUAUGAUCAUUCAUUUCUCUCUUAACCUUUUCUAUUUCUUCUUGGAGAGAAUAAGCAAAUUCGAAAAAUUGAUUCAUAGAAAAUUCAAAUUUUUAUUUACUCGUUUGUCUUGGAAAAACAAGGGAAGGUAUGUUUUUCAUUGACAAUGUCACUUCAAUUUCAAAGUUUUUGAGAAAAGUUUUUGCAAAAAAUUGUCAAGUAAUGCGGCGUACAACAAGAAUUUGCUAAACAAUUGCGACAGAGUUUCGAGGAGGAUGGGAAAUACCGGAUCCGUACAAUCAUCGAAAUCGCGAAAAGAACGGAAGCGAGAAAGUGGUGACAGGUAAGAUAAUUUUUGAUUUACCCCAAUGUCCUGUUCCCGAUAAAAUUAACGAUAACAUACUAAUAAAAUUAAAUAUAAAAGAUAGUACAUAAAAACGUACUUGCAUCUUUUACCUUUGGGUAGCGUAGAUGAUCGUCCCGGAAAGAAUAAAAGAAUUGUAAAUGGUUCCGAAUCCCGAACCAAUGGAAAAGAGAAAAUAAAAUGUCGUGCAACUAAUCCUUUUAUCAUCUUUUUUCUACGAUUACGAAGUAAAAAACCUAAGGAACACGUAACUGUAAUUGCACGAGCAGCAGGAAAAUUAUGGACUCAAAUGAGUCCGGAACAAAGAAAGAAAUAUAUAGAUUUGGCAAAUGCUGAGAAAAAAAGACGACAAGAACGUAAAAGAAAACGAAAAUCAAGAAGAAAAUAGAAAACUGAUUGAUGAAAAAUCACAAGGUAAAAACUGAAAGAAAUUAAACAAGUGCAAAAUUGUUCUUGCUAUGCGUGUAUCAAGCCACGCUCUACAAGUUUUUAAAAGUCUUUUAUUCGUAUAAAAUAUUCUCUCGAAGCCUUUAUUUUUGAUUCGUUUUUAUUUGUUAGUAAUUUUUUUUUUUUGUUAACUCUAUGUACAAUAAAUAUUGAUGUAUUUUUACACUAUCAAUGACCUUUUUUAUCGUUCAAGAAUUAUGCUAAAAACUAGGCAAUUUCCUUGCCUCUCGCACUUAUAGUCUCAUCUGAAAAAAUUAAAUUCAUAACAUACUAUAAAUAUAUUAUUUGUUCGCGACCAUUCCCCGAAGCGUCGUGGACAAGAGGGAAAUUACAAUUGAACGUACACCACGAACGAGCACCAUUUUACAUUUCCCAUAAAGAGGUCGAAGGAAUCAACGUUUCAUUUCCUUUUAUAAUUCGAUACAAAAAAUAAUUUCAGCGUAAUUCUUUCGACGCUCCGUGGAAGAAUUUUACGCAAUUAUUAUUUUUUUCGAAAUUAAUAUGUGCCCUCCCGCUCAAUAAUAGAAAAUAAAAAUAUUACAUACAAUAGAGAAUAAAGAAUGGAUAUACGUGUCUAUGUGUAUGCGCGCACAUUUGUACACGCGUAUGUGUGUUGUCCUGCAUAUCUGUGCACGUAAAUAAAGAGCAUAUAAUAGAUUCAUUGCCAGUAAAAUCUUAUUUAUAUCGAUGUGACAUGUAGUGAUGGUAAUGAUAAUAGUGACUAUCGUGAUAAUGACGAUGUUUACAUCGACAACAACGGCAAAAUUGUAAU